Molecule: messenger RNA, 1275 nt
Organism: Symbiodinium sp. CCMP2592
Lineage: Eukaryota; Dinophyceae; Suessiales; Symbiodiniaceae
Source: the annotation of a GenBank genome assembly
AUGGCCCUCGUCGUGCCCUCCGCGCCGUUAGUCUUGCCGGCUCCACGGCUCCCUGGCGCUCCGGAGGACCUGAGCAGAGAGGCCUUGGCGAGUCCGGGAGAGAGUUCCGGCUCCCUGAAGGCGCCGAAGCCCGCGGUUUCCGACAGGACGUUGAACAUGCAGAUCAUCGAACGGGUGUCUCAUGUUUGCAUCUUGAAUUCCCAGUCGGUGAACCACGUGGAGGAAGCGCUGGAGGAUGAGAUCGGUUGCAAGUUGCUGAUCGCAGUCCGUCGGCCGAUGUUCGGCGUUAUUGGUCUGCUUGCCUUAUCUGCGGGAAGCCUCCUGGUGCUUUUCGCCAGCGCUGGCUUUGCAUGUAGCUCAAGCUACGGCAUGACCAUUGCAUCCACUGUGCUCUACGGAUUGCUGGCAAUGUGUUGCGGUGGGCUACUCCGAACUGCUCUGCUCUCCGAAGACCUCCACCUUGCCUUCAGCAAGCUGAGUCGCUUUGGAAGCGCUGACCUGCAGGGCGAUUGGUUGGCAAAGCGGGUGAUCGAGCGUCGUAGAUACAUCAUCUUCGCCCUGUUCCUAGUUGCCAACAUGUGCGGCACGUGGGCGCUUGACUUCUGGAGCUCAAUGGAGGACUGUGAAGAGCAGGGAGGUCAUCCUGGGCCUAUGAUGUACAGCGUUGCGGCCCUGAGUCUGAUCAGCUUUGUGCUGUCCAGCAGCCUUGUGGUCUUGGCUGCUUACAUUCACUCUCAGCUGCUGAUCGGCCUGGAUCUUAUCUUGGACUUCUGGGUGAGCGAUGUCGUUACCAAUGCGGACUUCAGCGAAGGAGUCCGCAGCUGGAAUUCCAUGCAAGCGCUCCUGAAGAGCGCUGGCCGCGAGCUGGGCAACAGCUUUCUCGCUUUGCAAGUGGCUGGUGGGCUUGGCUUGAUGAUAUGGCUGGGGGACGGCAUCACAUUCUUAUGGCGCCGAGAUCUUCAGGCUUUGCCUCUCAGCAUGGAAAUCCUGUCUGCCAUGCCGCUUGUUCUACUCUUCCUCCUGACCACGCGCCUUUGUGCACAUGGCGCUGCUCUCACGGAGAAGUGUCGGGCAAUUCCGGCGAUGGUGAAUCAAAUCCCAGGGCAAAGUAUCGACAUGCACCGCCAGUACCUCGUGCGGUUCAUUGCAGACAGUGCAGCAGGCUUCAUCAUCAGAGGCGUUACCCUUACUCAGGCGAUUUUCCUGCGGCAGGUGUACUUCCUGGGAACCUUGUUUUCCGGCUUGCUCGGCGUUCUCAUCCGCAUCUAUCUCUGA